AUGGCGAGUGUCGCACUGCUCGCUGUCUUCCUUCUGUCCGGCAGUUUCCCUGCCCGAGCCCAGGACACCAGAACCGACCAGGCUGGGUCCGUCCUGCGGGAGUAUGUAGACAAGGGCUACUGUACCUACACCUAUGUGGUUCCGCCUGGGUCCCGUACUGAGGGCUGUGCUCCGCCGGGCAUCGAGCGGCAGCUCGCCGAGACCAAGGAGGAAACGGGCCGCUUGGAAAAUCAGGUGGAUGUCCUGACAUCGCUGGUGCAAAUUUUGCUGAGUCAGCAGUCUGAUUUAACGUCCAGUGUCAACAGUUGGGGCGAUCGGUUAAAAGUGGAAGAGAACCUGACACAGGAGCUACAAGAACAGAAAAUUCGUCUUCAGAUCCUGGUAGAAAACCAUUCAAGCCAACUUUCAACAGAAAGAAUCAGGAGCGCAGAGCUGGCACAGAACCUGACACAGGAGAUACAAGACCAAGAGAGUCGUCUCCUAACCCAGCUACAAGAACAGAAAACAGAUCUUCAAACCCAGGUGGACAACCUGGCUAUCCAGCUGUCAGAGGAAAAGGGAAAGACUUCGAACCUGGAACAGAACUUGACACAGAAGCUACAAGAACAAGAAACCCGUAUCCAAACCCACGUACAGAACCUGACACAGGAGCUACAAGAACAAGAGAGUCGCCUCCUAUCCCGGGUACAGAACUUGUCCGAUGAACUCUCAGACGAGAAAACCAGGGGUGCGCGACUAGUACAAAACCUGACGCAGACGUUGCUUCUACAGGAGACAAAGUUUAUCGGCAUGAUCAACAGUCUUUCUGACGAACUGUCGGAGGAGAGAAACAUAAACAGGGAACUGGCACUAAACCUGACCCAAACACUGCUCAAUUUGGACAACAUGAAGUCAAUUCUGUACGAACAUGAUGUGACCAUCAAACAGCGUUUGAACUGUACCUGUGAGCGGCUGGUACCGGGUGGAGUCGUCACUACAACUGCAGCCACGCUGCCCAGAGAGCGGACGGCAACAACUCAGCCCAGUGAGUCGGUUUCCACCACCGUCGCCCCGGUAACUGACAUGACGUCACCCACGGAGCUUCCGCCUUCCACUCGAUGCCACGAAAGUACAGCAGCUGCUGAGAUCACGACCAAUCAGCGGACGGUAACAGCACAGCCUAGUACCCCCCAUCCUACCACAGAGUCCGCAGGUCCUGCAACCGGAAUUCAAAUCCGUCUUGCCGGUGGCUCAACCCCACUUGAAGGCCGAGUGGAGGUCCGAAACGGGACCGGCCAAUGGGGCUCCGUCUGUGAUGACAACUUUGACCUGCAGGACGCUCAUGUUGUCUGCAGACAGCUCGGCUUCGGGGCGGCCCUGGAGGUGAAACUGGCGGGUCAUUUUGGGGAAGGUUCGGGGAACGUCUGGCUGGACGAGGUGGCCUGCAGGGGCAACGAGACGGACCUUGGAGACUGUCCUGCUGACUCCUGGGGACCGAGUGACUGUUCACACAAGGAGGACGUAGGGGUCGUCUGUGAAGGAGGUGGAUCCUUGCGGUUGGUCGGGGGCGUCGCGCCGUGGGGAGGGCGGCUGGAGUUCCGUCCGUGGCAGGCGGCGGAGUGGGGAACCGUGUGCAACACCAGCUGGACCGAGGCUGAGACUGAGUUUGUCUGCAGGCAGCUGGGUUAUACAGGUGGAGUUAGCGCCAACCUGGCAGCUUUUGGGGAGGGGAAUGGCCGGUUCUGGCUGGGUGACGUCACCUGUGAUGAAGGCGACAUCAGCAUCACAUCCUGUGACUCCAGCUGGGAACCUUCUGACUGUGAUCAUUGCCAGGAUGUAGCUGUUGUCUGUACAGGUGGUGUGUCCGUCCGCCUUACCGGCAUCCAGAGCCCGUUACAAGGCCGCGUGGAGGUUCGGUCCGGUGAGUUAGAAUGGGGAACGGUCUGUGAUGACGGGUUUGACGACAGGGACGCCCAGGUGGUCUGUAGACAGCUCGGGUAUCGGGGUGGAGUCGCCACGGCAGGAGGAGACUUCGGAGAAGGGACGGGAAACAUCUGGUUACAGAAUGUCGGCUGCAGCGGGGCAGAAUCUUCUGUAGAGGACUGUCAGAUUCAGAGUUGGGGUAACCAAGACUGCAGCCACAGCCAGGACGCUGGGGUCGUCUGCACAGGUGAGGUUUCCAUCCGACUUACCGGAGGUCAGAGUUCAUCAGAAGGCCGUGUGGAGGUCCGGCCCGAAAACGGUGACUGGGGAACGGUCUGUGAUGACGGGUUUGACGACAGGGACGCCCAGGUGGUCUGUAGACAGCUCAGGUACAUCACAGGGUCCGCCAGGGUGGGAGGAGUUUUUCCCGAAGGGACAGGAAACAUCUGGCUGGACAAUCUCAACUGCGCGGGGAACGAGUCUUCUGUAGCGGACUGUGAGAUCAACAGGUGGGGAGACCACGACUGUACCCACAAGGAGGACGCAGGAGUCGUCUGUGUUCUAGAGGACGACUGUGCAGGGUAUCAUUCAUCCGGAUGGACAACAAGUGGAGUCUACCCAAUCGGCCUCCUCCCCGCUAAUGUGGAGGCGUACUGUGACAUGGAUACCACAGAAGGCGGUUGGACUGUGAUCCAGCGGCGGCAGGACGGGUCGGUUCCCUUCAACCGGACCUGGGAGGAGUACAAACUGGGCUUUGGGAACAAGAGCGGGGAGUACUGGCUGGGGAACGAGAACAUCCACCUGCUGACCAAUCAGAAGAACUAUCGCCUGAGGAUUGACCUCGUAGACUGGAACAACGAAUCACGCUACGCAGAAUACAGUACCUUCAGUGUAUCCGGUGAUUCGGACGGGUACCGGCUUCACAUUUCCGGGUAUUCAGGCACCGCGGGAAACUCCAUGGCUCACAACAACGGGCGGAGGUUCUCCACUGUGGACAGGGACAAUGAUGACUGGAGUAGCGGCCAUUGUUCCCAGGGAUACGGACAGGUCGGCUGGUGGUUUGGGCUCUGCAGCAACUCCUGCCUCAACGGCCGCUACCUGGGCAACUGUGGGAGCUCCUGUCCAGUCGGGCAAGGUGUGAUGUGGUACCACUGGAGAGGCUUCAGUUACUCCCUGAAGUCUGUGUCUAUGAAGAUCAGGCCAUAA
This is a messenger RNA of Branchiostoma floridae (Florida lancelet), 3108 nucleotides long. RefSeq lists its product as uncharacterized. Gene Ontology annotation, cellular component: membrane. NCBI's taxonomy places the organism in Eukaryota, Metazoa, Chordata, Leptocardii, Amphioxiformes, Branchiostomatidae. The transcript is spliced from 9 exons. Bases 1 to 3108 code for a protein of 1035 amino acids. The record is from RefSeq and is a predicted model, not a curated record.